CAAAUGCCUGUGCCGGUGUGGUUCCCUAUUUACCUGAUGAGAGGGGCCAGAUAAGCUACACUUGGUAUUUUAAAUGUAUUGUGGACUGUGGAAACCAGGAGGACUUCACUGAAUCAUUGAAGCUGAGCAAUAGUAAAGUCCAUGUGGCCACAGAUUGGACAAUGAUAACACUGAACAGAAUGAGCCUCUUUAUAAAAACUCCUCAGUUAAAGUCAACUUGGUAAUGAACUACAAAGACAGAAAUGACAGAUUUGUGGACUUCUUGUCAGACUGUCUGGAUCGGAUAUCUUCUAUGCGUUUUCUAGAUGGAUUCAAUGAAAGAACCUUUUGGGCCAUGUAUCAUUUAUUUCAGAAUUAUAAAGAAGUGAAAGGACACGACAGCCUUCCACACAUCAUUUCUUUAUUUUCACCUUUUCCAAAUGAUGUACCCUUGACAGACAUUGAGAGGAUUUAUGAAAGUGAUUUCAGUUUUCUGAGACAAUAUCACCAGUACAAAACCAGAGUUUCACAACACAAGGAGGCUUUACAACAACUUCGGCAAUUCAUAUUCAGAAGUAUUUUGGAGGCUGCAAGAGAGAAUCGGAUAAGCUACACUUGGUAUUAUAAAUGUAUUGUGGACUGUGGAAACCAGGAGGACUUCAAUGAAGCAUUGAGGCUCACAUGUAGUAUAGUUAACGUCAACCCAAACUGGACAAAGGAGACACUGAAUAGAAUGAAAAAAUUUAUAAAAUGCUCCUCAAGUAAAGUUGAUAUCUUCCCGGACUACAGUGACAGGAAUAAAACAUUUCUUCUCUUCUUGUUACGAUGCCUGGAUUGGAUAUCUUCUAUACGUAAAUAA
Polypterus senegalus (gray bichir) is the source of this 838-nucleotide messenger RNA. RefSeq lists its product as uncharacterized. Bases 224 to 838 code for a protein of 204 amino acids. The record is from RefSeq and is a predicted model, not a curated record. NCBI's taxonomy places the organism in Eukaryota, Metazoa, Chordata, Cladistia, Polypteriformes, Polypteridae. The transcript has 4 exons.